AUGGCAGGCACCAACACACAGUCGCUUCAACGGCAACAGCGACAGCGACAGCGACAGCAGAUCAUGAUCCAAGCUCGGCGGCAACAGAUGCAAAUGAUGGCUGCUCAGAAACAGCAAAAGGAACAACAGAAGAAUGCUAUGAAAGCGAAUAUAAAUAGCAACAGCAGCGACAGUAGUAGCAUACACUUCCAAUCACAAUCUCAAACUAUGGGUACAGCGCAUGAUGACAUCCCAUUUCAACCCGCCGAUAUGAUCUUCACUAACAUAGGAAUUACAAAUUCCAAGUCUGAUAUUGUGAAUGCUUAUGAGGCCGCGUGUAGAAAUGGUUCUCUUUCUACAGUUCAAUCCAUCAUAAGAGCUGAGAGCCGCACCCCUUAUUUUCUUAACCAUGGUCUCAACCUCGCUCUACGGAAUGGGAAUGGUGAAGUUGUUAGAUAUCUACUGUCAUCUGGAGCGCCAAUUGCCCGAGUAACGCCAGCUCAAAUACUAUCAGCACCUUCUUCCCAACGAACUCCGCUCUUUGAGCUACUUUUCGAGUUUAGCUGGACGCCUAACACUCCAGGCUUUUAUGGACAGGUUCUGCUUCCUGAAUUAGUUACCAACAUUUCUCUUCUCCGUUGGUUUCUCUCCCACGGAGCAAAUCCAAACCUCGGUGCUCAACGUCUUCAUCACGCUCGAUUUGGAGAUCCCGAAAUAAAUUCAUGCGCUACCCUGGAAUCUUCAGCCGCAAAAGCAGAUGUAAAAACUGUACGCCUACUCCUAGAACACGGAGCCAAGAUUGAAAAUGGAUAUCCUUUACACUAUGCUGCUGGCUCAUGCCCUCCGGGAACAAACCCACAUGUGGCUCUCGUGACCCCAAGUACAGAAUUCGAUAUUGGUCGAAUUCCAGUCAUGGAGCUAUUGGUUUCACGUGGGGCCGAUGUAAAUCAGAAGGAAGAGUCAAGAUAUAUGGUACCCGGCUAUCCGAUUGUGUAUGCGGUUAUGGCAGGAGCAGUGGAGAGAGUUCGUUGGCUUCUGGAUCGUGGCGCGAAUCCGGAGUUGAGAGGUUCGUAUGGGAGUGCGGUGAGCUAUGUGGAGGUGAUGGGAAGUGAGGAGAUGAGAUGUGUUGUCGCGGAGGGUUUAAGGGCAGGAAAGUGGUUGAAGGAUGAAAAAGAGGUGGGCUCUUCUCAACGAUCAUGGGUAAAUUAA
Botrytis fragariae is the source of this 1188-nucleotide messenger RNA. RefSeq names its product putative ankyrin repeat protein. Bases 1 to 1188 code for a protein of 395 amino acids. Gene Ontology annotation, cellular component: cytoplasm; nucleus. The record is from RefSeq and is a predicted model, not a curated record. The transcript has a single exon. NCBI's taxonomy places the organism in Eukaryota, Fungi, Ascomycota, Leotiomycetes, Helotiales, Sclerotiniaceae. Gene Ontology annotation, molecular function: protein binding.